Molecule: messenger RNA, 505 nt
Organism: Spinacia oleracea (spinach)
Lineage: Eukaryota; Viridiplantae; Streptophyta; Magnoliopsida; Caryophyllales; Amaranthaceae
Exons: 3
Coding region: 34-459 (141 amino acids)
Source: RefSeq, a predicted model, not a curated record
CUUGAAAGAGGGGAAGCCUUUUUCUUUGAUUCCAUGGCUGAUGGGUCGUUAGAGAAUUUGCAUACCAAAGGCUCCUUGUCUGUCGCAUAUAGGACUUUAAUGAACAUGGACAAAGGAUCUCGGAAAACGAAGCUAACGUGGAAGGUGGUUAAGUGUCCUCGUUCUCAACAAGUUGGGCUAGUUGAGUCCGGCUAUUAUGUCUUGAAGUAUAUGGAUCAAAUAGUAUCUCUUGUAUUGAAAAAGGAACGUGAUUUUCAAAAGGUAAUUAACGUAUCAAAUUUUUUAACUUUAAAUUUGCACUUGCUUAAUUGUUUGAGUGUACUUGCGUCGAUUCUAAUAUAUCUAUGCAUUUGGUUUUGUUUAUGUAGCAUUUCACUCUGGAGGCAUAUACUCAAGAAAUUAUCGAUGAUGUUCGUGAAAGAUGGUGUAGAUUUUUCAUUGAUAAUUUUUUAUAGUUAAUUAAUUUCAGUUUGACACUUAGUUGACAUAAACUUCUCAAAUUCGU